This is a messenger RNA of Populus trichocarpa (black cottonwood), 1857 nucleotides long. Its product is annotated as cytochrome P450 CYP749A22. NCBI's taxonomy places the organism in Eukaryota, Viridiplantae, Streptophyta, Magnoliopsida, Malpighiales, Salicaceae. The record is from RefSeq and is a predicted model, not a curated record. The transcript is spliced from 5 exons. Gene Ontology annotation, molecular function: monooxygenase activity; oxidoreductase activity, acting on paired donors, with incorporation or reduction of molecular oxygen; iron ion binding. The coding region runs from base 186 to 1724 and encodes 512 amino acids.
ACUUUGGGCAGAAAAGAACAUGUGAUUCUCAAAAUAAAAUAUCUUUUUCCCUCUGACACCAAAACAAAACUAGUACAUAUUUUAUUUCCUCUGCAAACCUCUCACGUUUCCUGAGCCCUUGUUAAUGAGUGAAUCUCUGGGUUGACAAUAACUCUAGUAGUUGAAGGGAUUUGGCUGUGGUAGUAAUGGAAGCCCUGAUAAUUUUCAUUCUAAGUUGCCUGUGUGUGCUUUUCAUUCUACAUCUCAUAAAGUUCUUCAUCAAAGUAUGGUGGGAUCCAAUUCGAAUACAAUCUGCGAUGAGGUCACAAGGCAUGAAAGGUCCUCCUUACAGGUUCCUACAUGGAAACACCAAAGAGAUUUACAAUAUGAGAAAUGAAAUCAUGAGCAGUCCAAUGGAACUAUCACACCAGAUGCUUGCUAGAAUUCAACCUCAUGUUUAUUCAUGGAUCAAGCUAUAUGGGAUGAACUUUCUUAAUUGGUAUGGUCCCCAAGCUCAAUUAGUAAUCACUGAACCUAAGCUGAUCAAAGAGGUAUUGAGCAAUAAAGAUGGAGCAUACCCUAAAUUAGUGAUCCAGAAUUAUGCAGAGAAGCUCUUAGGGGAUGGGCUUGUAUUGUCCCAAGGUAAAAAAUGGCUUAAGAUGCGUAAACUAGCGAUCCACGCGUUUCAUGCAGAGAGCUUGAAAGGGACGAUUCCAGCAAUGAUCGUGAGUGUAGAGACAAUGCUUGACAGAUGGAGACGGGAGGGAAUAAAGGAAAUUGAGGUCUUCCAAGAAUUCAAGGUCUUAACAUCAGAGAUUAUUUCCAGGGCUGCUUUCAGAAGCAGUUAUCUGGAAGGGAAAAACAUCUUUGAUAUGCUGACCAGAAUGGCUCUCAUAGUUGGCAGAAACAACUAUAAAGUUGGAAUUUCUGGGAUUAAAAGAUUUUUCAAGACAAGGGAUGAUAUUGAAUCAGAGAAACUUGAUCGAGGGAUACGGGACUCUAUGUUAAAGGUUAUAAAGAGAAGAGAAGAGGUGAUGAUGGGUACUGAACCAGAUGGUUAUGGAAGUGAUUUUCUUGGUCUACUUCUAAAGGCUUAUCAUGAAAAUGAUAAGACCAAGAAAAUAUCAAUAGAUGAUCUGAUCGAUGAGUGCAAGACUUUUUAUGUUGCUGGACAUGAAACAACCACAAGCUCACUUACCUGGACGCUUCUCUUUCUAGCAAUUCAUACAGAUUGGCAAAACAGAGCAAGGGAGGAGGUGCUUCAAAUAUUUGGCCAGCAAAAUCCAUGUCCUGAUAGUAUUGGAAGACUGAAAACUAUGACCAUGAUUGUUAAUGAGUCUUUAAGGCUAUAUCCUCCAGUUUUCAAUCUCACGAGAGAAGUCCAAAGGGAAGUCAAACUGGGGAAGCUAAUUGUUCCGGCAAAGAUGACUCUGAGUUUGUCAGUACUUGCACUUCACAAUAAUCCACAAAUAUGGGGGGAAGAUGCUCACCUUUUCAAACCAGAAAGAUUUGCAGGCGGGGUGGCCGAAGCUACCAAGAAUAAUGCCACUGCUUUUCUUCCAUUCGGCUUGGGACCUCGAAGUUGUGUGGGCUUGAACUUUGCACUUUCAGAAAUUAAGAUUGCACUCUCUAUGAUUCUACAGCAUUACAGGUUCACUUUGUCACCCACCUAUGUCCACUCGCCAGAGCACAUUCUAACAAUAAGCCCACGAUAUGGACUUCAAAUCCUAUUCGAGGCACUGUAAAAUAGGGGCUUGCUUGAGAUAUGCUAGAUUACACUUGGACUGCAAAAUGCAGAUAGUAUUGAUGAAAACAAAGACUUUGAAAUAAAUCUGAUGCAGGAAGUUAUGGAAAUAUAAUUCAUUUAUUAGACAUAAA